Molecule: messenger RNA, 2605 nt
Organism: Varanus komodoensis (Komodo dragon)
Lineage: Eukaryota; Metazoa; Chordata; Lepidosauria; Squamata; Varanidae
Gene: GIT1
Product: GIT ArfGAP 1
Exons: 22
Coding region: 100-2577 (825 amino acids)
Biological process (GO): brain development; regulation of ARF protein signal transduction
Molecular function (GO): GTPase activator activity; protein binding
Source: RefSeq, a predicted model, not a curated record
AUACUCUGGCUGGCAUUGCGAGAGCUUUCUCUCACUCUGCAGCCAGGGGAGAAGGAAGCCAUGAAAGGCAAGGCGUAAGGAGCCAUUUGGGAGCAGGGGAUGUUGCGGGAAAGGCCUGGCGUCUUGUCUCCGGCCCCAGCAUGUGUCUGCUUUGGUGCAAAGGGCUUGCGCAGGCCGGCACGCUCCGUCUGCACACACCUGCAGCAUAACAAAGACGGCAUCGGUCGCUGUUCUUCGGAAAAGCAAGUGAGGUCGCUCGGCCUGGUCUUGCCAUUUAAGCGGCCCGUAUGCAAAGACCCCGGCUGGGCCUCCAUCAACCGCGGCGUGCUGGUCUGCGACGAGUGCUGCAGCGUCCACCGCAGCCUGGGCCGCCACAUCUCCAUCGUCAAGCACCUGCGGCACAGCCCCUGGUCCGCCACCCUGCUGCAGAUGGUCCACACCCUCGCGAGUAACGGCGCCAACUCCAUAUGGGAGCACUCGCUGCUCGAUCCGGCGCAGGUCCAGAGCGGCAGGCGCAAGGCGAACCCCCAGGACAAAGUCCACCCCACCAAGUCGGAGUUCAUCCGUGCCAAGUACCAGAUGCUGGCCUUCGUGCACAAACUGCCCUGCCGGGACGACGACGGCGUGACGGCCAAGGACCUCAGCAAGCAACUGCAUUCGAGCGUCCGGACGGGGAACCUGGAAACCUGCCUGCGCCUCCUCUCCCUGGGGGCGCAGGCCAACUUCUUCCACCCGGAGAAGGGCACCACGCCCCUGCACGUCGCCGCCAAGGCGGGACAGAUCCUGCAGGCCGAGCUGCUGGUGGUGCACGGCGCGGAUCCCGGGGCCCCCGACGUGAACGGACGGACCCCCAUCGACUACGCCAGGCAAGCGUCGCAGCAUGAACUGGCCGAGCGCCUGGUCGAGUGCCAGUACGAGCUGACGGACCGGCUGGCUUUCUACCUUUGCGGGAGGAAACCUGACCACAAAAACGGGCACUACAUCAUCCCGCAGAUGGCGGACAGAGUCCACCCAAAGUGCAUGUUGCAGAGGUACCGCCUGGACCUCUCCGAGCUGGCGAAAGCUGCCAAGAAGAAAUUGCAGGCGCUCAGCAACCACCUCUUUGAGGAGCUGGCCAUGGAUGUUUACGACGAGGUGGACCGCCGUGAAAACGACGCAGUCUGGCUCACCACGCAGAACCACAGCACCCUGGUGACGGAGCGCAGCGCGGUCCCCUUCCUGCCCGUGAACCCCGAGUACUCGGCCACCCGCAACCAGGGGCGGCAGAAGCUGGCACGAUUCAACGCCCGGGAAUUCGCCACUCUCAUCAUCGAUAUCCUCAGUGAGGCAAAGCGCCGGCAGCAGGGCAAAGGGCUCACCAGCCCCACAGAGGCCCUCGACGCCUCGCUGCACGGCCCGAGCGACCUGGACGACCAGCACGACUACGACAGCGUCGCCUCGGACGAGGACACCGACCAGGAGCCGCUGCGCAGCGCCGGCGCGGGGCGCAACAACCGGGCUCGGAGCAUGGACUCCUCGGACCUCUCGGACGGGCCCAUCACGCUGCAGGAGUACCUGGAGGUCAAGAAGGCGCUGGCCGCCUCCGAAUCCAAAGUGCAGCAGCUGAUGAAGAUCAACAACAGCCUGAGCGAGGAGCUGAGGCGGCUGCAGAGAGAGAUCCACAAGCUUCAGUCGGAGAACCUGCAGAUCCGCCAGCAGGCCGGGCCCGCCCACCCGGUGGCUGUGCCCCCGAGCGAGCGCCCCGAGCACGGCCACGUUGCCACCGCGGUGGGGGGGCCCCAUCGGCGCGACCGCCACGCCUUCUCCAUGUACGAGCCGGGCGCCAGCGGGCUCAAGCCCUUCGGCCAGCCGCCAGGGGACGACCUGGCCAGCCGCCUGCAGCCGUUCCACCCCGGGGAGGCGGACGACGAGACCCUCUACUCCAUGCACAAUCAAGCCAGCAUCUACCGGAUCCGGAAGGGCGGCUCCAUCUCGUCGAUGCCUUUCCCGCCGUCUUCUCCACUCGUCUCGUGCCCACCCGAGAGCGGACGCCACAUGACCGGAAAACUGGACCGGCACGGCAGCGGCACAGACAGCGACUACGACAACACGCAGGGAGGGGACCUGCCGCUCGGCAUGGACGGGAAGCGGUUCCUGGACCUCAGCAAGGACGAAGACCUGCACCCGGAGCCUGAACCACUGGAAGGGGACGCGGACCCCGGGCUGCCCAGCACGGAGGACGUCAUCCUCAAGACGGAGCAGGUCACCAAGAACAUCCAGGAGCUCCUCCGGGCCGCCCAGGAGUUCAAGCACGACAGCAGCUUUGUCCCGUGUUCGGAGAAGAUCCACGCCGCCGUCACGGAAAUGGCGUCGCUCUUCCCCAAGAAGCCGGCCUCCGAGACGGUGCGCAGCUCGCUGCGGCUGCUCAACGCCAGCGCCUGCCGCCUGCAGAGCGAGUGCCGCAAGACAGUGGCCCCCGAGCCGGGCCCCCCCGUGGACUUCCAGCUCCUGACGCAGCAGGUGAUCCAGUGCGCCUACGACAUCGCCAAGGCCGCCAAGCAGCUGGUCACCAUCACCACCCGCGAGAAGAAGCAGUGAGGCCCCCCUGCCCCCCCCCCACCGCCGG